Molecule: messenger RNA, 8677 nt
Organism: Varanus komodoensis (Komodo dragon)
Lineage: Eukaryota; Metazoa; Chordata; Lepidosauria; Squamata; Varanidae
Gene: CHL1
Product: cell adhesion molecule L1 like
Exons: 28
Coding region: 365-4021 (1218 amino acids)
Biological process (GO): axon guidance; cell-cell adhesion
Cellular component (GO): axon; plasma membrane
Molecular function (GO): protein binding
Source: RefSeq, a predicted model, not a curated record
AAUUUACUGAGCUGGGACCGGGCUGCUCACCUCAGCAAGCUGGAGCGGCACCCUCCGCAAACUCCUGCCUCUCCGCGGCCAGCUCCCCGCACGCCCGCAGGCAGGCAGGCAGGCAGGCAGGCGCGCCGCCCCCGCCCCCCGAGCCGCGAAGCGCUCCGGGCAGCGGCAGCGGCGCAUCCCGCCCCCCGCGAGCUGCAAGGUUGCCUAAAGGUGCCGCAAAGUGAGCAGAAUGAAACACUGAAUCCAGGACUGAAAAAAGAAGGGACUCACUUCAAGGGCUCUGCUCUUGAGGACUGUUUUUAAACUGAAGGAGAAUUUCAAGCCACCUUUCAAUCUGUUUGGACUUGCUGUUUACAGACGAGGAAUGGAGAAACCAUUAAGCACAAAAGGGAUCACACUGUGCCUGCUUCUCUUUGUAUUAAGUUUGGCAGCAGCCAUUGAAAUACCGCUUUCUGUGCGACAGCUCCCAACAAUCACAGAACAGUCGAGCAAUCAAGUUGCAUUCCCUUUCGAUGAAGAGACUACCAUGAAGUGUGAAGCUAAAGGGAACCCUCACCCAACCUUUAAAUGGACAAAAGAUGGGAAACCAUUUGAUCUUCUUGGCCACUCAAGGAUAAUUGCAUCCAACAAUUCAGGAACUUUUGUCAUUAAGAACCGUGGCAACAUAACUGUUUUCCAAGGAAAGUAUCACUGCUAUGCUUCCAAUGAUCUUGGCACCACAAUGUCAGACGAAAUUGAACUAGUAGUUCCAGGUAUUCCUAAAUUUCCCAAAGAGAAGAUUGAUCCUAUAGACGUGGAGCAUGGUGAUGCGAUGGUCUUGCACUGUAACCCUCCCAAAGGGAUUCCACCAUUACACAUUUAUUGGAUGAACAUUGAUUUGCAGCACAUCCCACAAGAUGAAAGAGUCUCCAUGAGCCUUAAGGGAGAUCUUUUCUUUGCAAAUGUGGAAGAAAAUGACAGCCGCAGCGAUUAUUGCUGCUUUGCUGCAUUUCCGAGACUAAGGACUAUCGUACAGAAAAUGCCAAUGACACUGACAGUUACACGGUCAAAAAAUACUAAUGAUUCCAGUUCAUCUAAUACUGCUAAGGCAAAUCUAAUCAAGGAAAGGAGACCAAAACUGCUUAUCCCUGAAUCUGCUGGCCACAGUUCUGAAGCGACUGUCUUGAAAGGAGAGGAUGUUUUUCUGGAAUGUAUCGCUGAAGGACUUCCAACACCACAUCUGAGCUGGAGAAGAGUUGACAGAGGCAGACCUAAUAGAGGAGCCGUUGAAAAUUAUGGGAAGAUCCUGAAGAUAGAACAAGUCACUGCAGAUGACGCAGGGACCUAUGAGUGUAUAGCCCGAAAUGAUUUGGGAGAAGCAAAGCAUGAGUUCACUGUUGGCGUUGAAGAGCCACCAACGUGGGUACUGAAACCCAAAGGUGGGGUUUUCAGCAAAGGUGGAAGCUUUGUAUUGUUGUGCCAAGCCAUUGGCAACCCGGAGCCCACUAUGAAGUGGAAAAGGAAUGGCAUUGUUUUUGGCGAGGCAGAAGCAAAAUCCAUGCGGAUUUCUUAUUCCCCAAGGGAGAUCAGUGUCAUCGAUCUAGUGCUGAAAGACACGGCAGUGUUCCAGUGCGAGGCUACCAACAAACACGGCACAAUCCUCGCCACAGCAAACAUUGACGUUCUUGAAAUUCCCCCAGAAAUAUUAACCCCGGAUGGUGAAGAGUAUGUCGCAGUGGUGGGAUAUGCAAGUUACCUCUAUUGUCAGUUUUUUGCGGUACCGUUUCCUGAUAUUUCUUGGACUAAAGAUGACAGCAUGAAACAUCUUGAGGCCAAUCAAAAUGGAACACUGGAGAUCAAAGUCACAAGGAAGGAAGACGCCGGCUCUUACACUUGCAUGGUGAAAAAUGCUGCCGGGAGGCGGGGUCUCACUGCUACACUAACUGUUCGAGAUGCCACCAAAAUUUCUGUCAUGCCUAAGAAUCCACAAGUUUUGAAAUCACACUCAGUUUUAUUGAAAUGUAAUUCUGAAUAUGACCCACAUUUGAAGCACCACUUUAAAAUAUCAUGGAGAAAGGAUGGGAAGGAAAUUGAAAAGAAUGACACAGAAGAUGGAAGAAUAAUUGUUGAGAUGGAUACAUUGUUUAUACCAAAUGUGGAAUUAGAAGAUCAGGGAGUCUACACCUGCAUAGGCAGUACAUCUCUUGAUAGCGCUGCAGAUGAUACCCGUAUAACAGUCCUUGAUGCUCCUGACCCCCCACAAGAGCUCCACCUCUCAGAAAAGCAGAGCAGAAGUGUCAGACUGUCCUGGAAAGCUGGAAGCAACAACAAUAGUCCAAUUAAUGAAUCUAUUGUGGAAUUUGAAGAGAACCAGUGGGAGCCUGGAAAGUGGCAGGAAUUAAUCAGGAUACCGGGAAAUGAUACUACAGUAGUUUUGCCACUGGUCCCUUACGUAAAAUACCAGUUCCGUGUCAUAUCAGUUAACAUUGUCGGGAGAAGUCAGCCCAGUGAACUUUCAGAACGAUACGAAACACCUCCUGCUGCUCCGGACAAGAACCCAGAAAACAUCCGAGUUGAAGCAUCUAAACCACAUGAGAUGAACAUGACAUGGGAGCCUUUAAAGCCCAUGGAGCACAAUGGACCAGGCCUGGAAUACAAAGUGAACUGGAGACAGCAAGAUGUCGCUGAAUGGGAAGAAGAAACGGUGCAAAAACAUUUCUUGGUAUUGCAGAACACCCCCACCUUUGUACCUUAUGAUAUCAAAGUCCAGGCAGUGAACAACUUUGGGUCUGGUCCUGAACCCAAUAUAAUAACGGGCUAUUCAAGCGAGGACAUUCCAGAAGCGGCUCCUUCCAAUGUAAUAGCGCACGUCAUCAACAGUACUCUGGCUAAAGCCAUCUGGUCUACAAUUCCCAAGGACAGAGUUCGUGGGCAUCUCAGAGGCUAUAAGGUCAGCUGGUGGAAAGUACGAAGUCGCCUGGAUGGGAAAAGUCAUCAUCCUGAAAAACACUCCUUGACAUUCAGUGCAGAUCGGAAUGACGGAAUGAUUCCUGGUCUAGAGCCUUUCAGCGAAUAUCACUUAACAGUUUUGGCUUUUAAUUCCAAAGGAGCUGGCCCAGAAAGCCUCGCAUAUGAAUUCCAAACCCCAGAAGGAGUCCCUGACAAACCAUACUUCCUGAAGAUACUUAACUUUGAUAAAGAUUCCGUAACACUGUCAUGGGGGCCACCUAAGAAGCCAAAUGGGAUUGUUACUGGAUACAUUUUGCAGUACCAGAGAAUUAAUGAAACAAAUGACAUUGGACCCUUGCAUGAAAUCAAUAUUACCAACCCUUCAUCAUUCAGCUUCAGGCUUUCAAACCUGAGCAUCAGCACAAAAUAUAAGUUCUAUGCAAGGGCCUGCACAAUAGAAGGUUGUGGGAAACCGAUAACAGAGGAAGGAAUAACAGUAACCAAAGGCAGUAAAGCUGUCGGGAAGAUUUCUGAAGCACUAAAUUCCACCCCAAAGACUCAGCCUCUUGAGGCACUUGAGCCUGGCACUGCAUACACAGUUCGUCUAAUGACUAAGCAUUGGGUUGAUAAUAAUAGCAUUUCUGCAGAUGUAAUUGAGACAAGGGGGAGAGCUUAUGCUGGAAUUUAUGAAAAAAUCUCUACACAAGGCUGGUUUAUUGGACUGAUGGGUGCCAUUGCUCUGCUUACAUUAUUGUUGCUCACAGUAUGCUUCAUUAAAAGGAACAAAGGAGGGAAAUACUCAGUGAAAGAAAAAGAAGAUUUGCAUCCUGAUCCUGAAGGCCAAUCCAUAAAAGAUGAAAUCUUCGGUGAAUAUAGUGACAGUGAUGAAAAGCCACUCAAAGGAAGCCUGCGGUCUCUUGGCAUGGACAUUAAAGCUGCAGAGAGUGCUGAUAGUUUGGUGGAUUAUGGAGAUGGGGAGCACCGAAUGUUCAAUGAAGACGGUUCCUUUAUUGGUGCUUACACUGGAUGUAAGGAGAAGGCUUCAGUUGAAAGCAUUGGGAGUUCUACAGCAACCUUUCCUCUCCAUGCAUAAAAUAGUAGCAUGAAUGAUUCAUUUCAAAUCACCAUAUUUAUCUUUACUAGUCAUCAAAUAUCAUACAAGUCAGAAGUAGGCUGCAGAAAAGUACAAGACGUCAUCAACAUCAAGAGCUGGGUUUUUGGAAACUCUUCUUUCUCUUCCAGACAUAGGCAUUUUCAUUCCAUUAAAAGAUGACUCAGAACUAAAAUUGGGUAAGACAUGCCACUCAGUCUGACCAAGCCACAGCUACUUCAGUGUUAUAUAUGUAUAUAGGGAUUGGACACCCUCCACGUUUCUCACCACCCAGUCCUAUAGAGAUGCACGGCGGCAGCAACGCUCCAACAGCUGACACUGAAAUGGCUGAUCUUGCAUCUUUGGGUUGGGUUGUGGAGCCUACCUGCCCUCCCAUCAUAAUGGUUACUCCCAGAUAUUGGAUAUGUGGAAUUUGCUGGCAUGACUGGCCCUGCGUUAGCCGGCAGUGCCUUUAGGAUGGAAUCCAAGCAAGUUGUGACCAGUCCUGCCCCUGCUAAGCCCCGCCAUUAUUCAGUUGGGUGCUGCGCAGUAAUGCUUUGCCAGGCCAGCGCUUCAGCUCCUGCAAUGGCGCUUUUGCUGGCUUGCUAGCGAUGACCCACGCAGCACCGGUUCUCCAGAAGAACGGCAGUGCAACAUAUUCCGCUACUUGCACUGCGUUCUAAGUAUGUGUUUGGCACACUGCCGUGAACAGGGUUGGGCCUUAAAUUAAAAUUUCCUCUUCUUUGUGUAUUUCUGUUUCUCUGUUCUACAUUUCAAAUCCAAUUCUCCAAUAAUGCCAUAACCUCAGUAUUAUAGGGAUCUGGCUUCAGACAAAGUCACAACAAUGACAUACAGCACAAUAUUAUACAGUGAAAUUACUUAAGAGAUACCUUACAUGCUAUACAUUAUUUAAUGUAAACAAUGAAUCAUUCUGAUCUAAGCUUUUGUAUUCUGCUGUUAUGUUAGGGGUUUGGAAAUACAGCAUGAUCUAUAUUCCCACAAGAUAGUUUCAAACUUUGCUCAAUUUUCUAUCUCUUUUUGCCCACUAGCUGGCACUCUUUCUUUAUGAAAUCAUCUGUAGAAGUUUCUUCUGGUGAGAGAAAGCAGGCGGAUGAUUCAAAGUCAUUGAAUUCCAGUUAGUGCAAGCAAAAAUAGGCCCUUUCCCCCUCAAUAAGGUGAAAUUGCUUCUUUUACAGCAAAGUGAUCUCUUUAAAGGAAACUGUUUUUAUCGGCACCCUAUCUGUAUAUUUGUAUGCCCACCUACCUUUUGUGAAUUCUUGUACAUAUUAUGUUUAUAUUGAUACAUUCAGGACAAAGCACACUAGAUUUCUGUUGUAGCAAGACACAAUGGUAGCUCAGAGCAAUGGAGCUAAGAGGUAAAUGGGUUUCUCUUGUCAAGUCCAGUUUAUAUGAAUAAGACUCCUUUUCUGAACAAAAGAAAUGUUGAGAAAAUUUUCUACCAUGCUGAAUUUCUCCCUUUUAUUCUUUUUUUCCUCCUUCAAAAAGAAAAGCAUUCUCCUAAAUCCCCAACCAUGAAUAUUUAAAAAUUAAUUUGAGUCUCAACUUACAUCCUAUUGAAUUAAAGCAAAUGCCAUUACUGAGAAAAGAUCUUCCAUAUAUGACUUCUCAUUCCCAGCAGAGUUAUAUCUUCAGGCAUGUCGAACAAGUGUUACUCAGAGCAAACCUUGUCUGGCAAGAGCCGCACAAAGGUGGUCGUGUUAAUUAUAGUAAUACUGGAGGCUGUUGCAUGAAAAAUCUUCCAGAGUAACAUACCUCAGCAUUGUGUGUGAAUGCAUUAUUAGUUUGCUGUUCAACCAUAAUUCACAUUAUUUGCUAGGAACGCACAUAUGCAUACCAUUAAAUCGUGUGCAUGCAUUUUAUUCAAAGCAUGCAUGUUGCUUUGGUUCACUGUUGAGAUGAUUGUGGAUACCAUAAAAACAAGGACUGUUCCUGGGCUAGCCCCAUUCAUUCUAAGCCUUCACUAAAAAGUUGGUGUCUUCAGAGGGACUCAGCUUAAUGCAAAAAGCACCCUGGCAACUGUGCCACAGCCUCAAUCACUUCAGGUUGAUGGUUAGGGCAUCUUGGGCUAGGGCUUAUUCAGGAGUUGCUUUAGGUUCUCAUCCCAUCUCAUUCGGUUUGUGUUUCUGGCUUGUUGCACCGUUGACAGAGACACUGGGCCACCAAGAUAAACCUCAUGUUAUUGUGUAUCUGCUGAAAAUGUGGCAUAGAGGGAAGAAACUUCUUUCAUCCCAACCGUGACAUGGUGUAAAUUUAGACAUGAUCCAGCAACUCACCUUCCACUUGUGUCUGUGUGGUAAAUGCAAUUGCUGAGCCAAAGUACCAUGUGCCUUCUGUGGAGUGGCUAAGCAGACGAGUGGAGGAAAAGCAUCCCAUGGGCUCUCUGGCUCACCAUGUGAUCUGCUGUUACACCAAUGCUCAAAGUGUGAAGUUGCCAAAAAGACUCUAACUCUUCUGAUGAUCAGGGUUGAUGUUACAAAUUGGCCUGCAGGGACAUGUUCUGAGGCCCACACUUCGGUGGGAAGAAGCAAAAUAGUUCUGUAGCCCCCUGCCUCUUCCUCUAGGCCUCUGCCUCCUCCCUGUUCUUUACAGACAUAUGGAGUAGCAAGGAAAGUUGCCCUCUCCUUCUGGACAAUGGUGUGGGUUGGACCCAGAAGAAGAAGGGAUUGUUGAAGCUGCUGUGGCAACAAUGGCAAGGAGAAUGGGACCCACUUGUAGAAGGGCAACAGUUAAGGGCAUCUUGCCCAAGAGUCACACAAAGCUGGGAGCUAUUGCUGAUUUGAUUCCUAUUACAGGGUUUAUGCAAACAGUUAAACCAGAUAGUUUACUGUCAUGACCUGCCAACCAUCCCCUCAUAGAAACAUUUGCUUUACAAAUAGAUCUGUCUUCCUUACGUUUUGCUAUAAAGUCUGCUUUUACCUUAUUCCCAGACAUAACCACAUAAAUUUGCUGUUUCUAAAGCUGAGACAAAUACUCUUAGAUUCAGUUGAGGAUCGACAUAAUUAAACAGUUUCUGAAUGAACAAAUGAAAAGGAGGGAGGGGACAAAGAAAACUCAAAGAAUGAAACAAGUUGUCAAGGGAUAGAGUUCUACCCCUUCUGGCUCCUUGGCAUACAAAUUUUCUACAUGUACAUUUUUUGGUUGGUUGUUUUAAUUCCCAGCACACACAAUCUUUUCCACUUACAGCCCAAAUGUUGCAGCAGUCCAUGAGCAUUUUUCCAUUGAUGAAUUACUUGUCUAACUCAGAUCUACAUUAGUAGAAGCUUCAACAAUGGUAGUUUUGUUAUCUGGAGAAACUUAUUCUGGCAGAGUUCAAAGACCUUGUCUAAUCCCUAGCACAAUUACAGAAACAAAUUCCUUUUCUUAAGAACCUACAAUGGAAAAAAAAUAAACUAUACUAAGAAUGAAGAGCACUGAUGACACCACCUUGACCAUCCCAUAAGAAAUUGCAAUUGUCUUUCUUGUGUUCCAGUUCUCAUAUGAGCACUUUCAUUUCUUAUAACUCUGCCUGCAGAAGAUGUUAACCUGAAUGUGACAACUCAUAGCACACACGAGCCAAAACAAAUGCACGAGGCCGAUUUUAAAAAUCUGCAUCCACUGCAUUAAAUUGUAAUGAAAGUAUGAGGGUUUUUUUUAAUGCCUGGCAUCAUCCUUAUCUUUUAAAGAGCACUUUCUAACACAAUUUUUAAGAGAACAUGAAACUUCUGAACAUUCCUGCACAGAUAAUUGCUUGCAUCAUUCUUUUGAGAGAGAUGUUGUACAAAAGAAAUACGGAUGUUUUAAAAUCAAGAUAUGUACUCUGAUUUUAACUGGGAUCUUCUGUAUUGCCAUUAAUUGUGAAUGUAAGAUAUUAGCGAUGUUAUCAUCAUAAAAGCCAGGGCUAAGGACAGGCUUGCACAAACUGAGGACUGCUGAGAUGCAAUUCUGAUAAGUGACUGAAGGUCAGAAAGAUAAGGAAGGAGUGAGGAGACAUACUCCUAAGGACAGAAUAGGUACAGCCGUCUGACUUGUCUACUCGCUGCUGUCUUCCAUCAAUGACAUUGCUGUCCCCACCUGGGCACAAUAUUCAGCAUCGGAUGAUGGACAGUUGCCAGGAAACUGUGCAUGCACUGCUACAGUUCAACAGGUCUUUUCAUUGGGAAUGAUCUGCUGUUUUCACCAUGAUACGGAAUCAUGCAUGAAGCUGCCAAAUUUGUAGACAGCAGAUGGAUUUUCUGGACUGUACCCCAGGGAAACAGCAGAUGGAUUUGCACAGGUAGUCCAGGGCAGCAUCCAAUUUAUUUGUAUCUGGUGCUCUGAAGAAGGGCAAAGAUCUACUGUCCAAAGCUAAUUUGAACUCUUGUGAACUGCAAUAAUUAGGUGAAAUAGGAAUGAAAUGAAGGGAUAAAUAAAUGAUCUAGUGCAAUUUUUCACCACCAGUUUCCAGGCAGUGGGAGAGGCAAAGUUGCACUGACUUUUACACAGCAAGAGCUGGUGUUUAAACCAUCAUUUCUCCUGAUGUGUUACCACCAUCAGUCGCCAUAAGACAUUUAAGCAAUAUAUGUGCCAUGCAAAAUUAACAGGGUAAGAUCCAUCUUACUAUGAACUUAUCAUGUCAAAGUUAACAUGAGAGUUGCGCUAAGCAAGGACAGUGAUCUUAAA